GUUCAGUCUCUUUCGAGUUCUGGCCAGGCGGAGCUAGCAGACGGUGUGCGUGCGGCCGCUUCGUGUCUCGUAGGACCCUCGGCGCCAUCUGGCUUGUUGAUAGUGUGUGUGUCUGACCUGAGUUUUCCUCCCAAGAACCGCAGACAUGUCGUCCAGGGCGGUUGUUAGUUCGAGCGUGUCUAAGAUGGCUGCUUCCAGUUCAAGCACCAAAAUUGUUUCCAAGAAAGUGUCUUCGUCUUCGGCCGCCGUUACUUCCAAGACAUACUCUUACCGUAGCGGAGCAGCCCCCGACGACAGCAAUGUCACCAUCGAGUACAUCCACGAUGUCAGCAACGUGUCGCGUCUUGAGGACAAGAUCCGUCUGCUUAUGGAAGACAUCGAGUAUGAGAGGGAACUCAGACAGAGGGUAGAGCGAGAGAAGGCCGACCUCAGCGUUCAGGUUAUUCAGCUUAGCGAACGCAUCGAAGAGGUCGAAGCCGGCGCCGAUGGACAGAUCGAGAUCAACAAGAAACGGGAUGCGGAGUUGGCCAAGUUGCGCAAGUUGUUGGAGGACGUGCACCUGGAGAGCGAGCAGACCCACCAUAUGCUCAAGAAGAAACACCAGGAAGCCGUCGUCGAUUUCCAGGAUCAGAUCGACAUCCUCACCAAGGCUAGGAAUAAGAUUGAGAAGGAGAAGAGCAAAUUCCAAGCCGAGGUCUACGAACUGACCCAGCAGCUGGAGAAGGUCACCCUUGAAUCUGCCGGAUACCACAAGUCCGUCAAGAGCCUCAACAUCAGCAUCCAGGAACUGAACAUCAAGAUCGAGGAACUGAACCGCACCAUCGUAGACAUCACCUCCGCCAAGCAGCGCCUGAGCGUGGAAAACGUCGAGCUGACCAAGGUUGUCCAGGAAUACAAGGUCAAGAUUGAGGAACUGAACUACACCAUCAAGUCUGGCUCUUCCAGCGCUGAGGAAUGGAGGAGGAGAUACGAGCAGGAGGAAGCUCGCCGCCGUAAGCUGGAGAGCGAGCUGCACUCUCUGAACAACGAACUCAACGCACUCAAACGCUCCUAUGACGAAGAGUGCGAACUGCGCAUCGAUAUCGAGCGCAAAUACAACAGCGAAGUAUCCCUUGUGCAGCAGUUCAAGAGCAAGUACGAGAGCGAGUGUCGUAUCCGCGUCGAGGAGAUUGAAGAGAUCAAGAAGAAGAUGACUGCCAGGAUCGUCGAGCUCGAGGAACACUGCACAAGCCUGAAUCAGAAGGUCGCUAGCGUUGAGAAACAGAAGAGCCGUCUGUCACAAGAAAUUGAGAUUAUGAUCCUUGACUUGGAGAAGGCCAACACCAACCAUCGUGAAGUGAAGUCUCGCCUGGAAAUUGUCGACCGCGAGUACAAGACCCUGGUAAUCAAGUACGAGGAACUGAACAUGCUUUACGAACAGACCAGCAAGGACCUCAAGAUCCGUAUUGCCGAAUACAACAAGGUCACUCAGGAAUACGAACACAACAAGGAACUCUUUGAGAAGCUGUCCGUUGAUUACAGGAAGAUUGCAACUGAGCACGGUGACCUGAAGGCUUCCUGCGGUGACCUUGGCCGCAUCAAGCACGAGCUCGAGGUUGAGGUCCGUCGCCUUGAGGCUGAGAGGAAUGAGCUGGCCACCGCCCUGCACGAGUCUGAUGCUGCCCGCAAGGACGAGGAAACCAGGUUCAUCAAGAUCACCAACGAAUACCAGAGUUACAGGAUCGAGAUCGAGAAGAAGCUCCAUAUCCGCGAGGAGGAGCUCGAAUCCGUUCGCAAGCAGAUGGCCAUCGAAGUAGACUCCCUCAACUCCCGCGUGGUUGAAGCCGAGACCCGCCUGAAGUCCGAGGUCACAAAGGUCAAGAAGAAGAUGCAGAUCACCAUCACCGAGCUGGAGAUGAGCCUCGACACCGCCAACAAGUGCAACAUUGACCUGCAGAAGACUGUUAAGAAGCAGGCUAUUUCCCUCCAGGAGCUCCAGACUCACUACGAUGAGAUUCAGCGCCAGCUUCAGCAGACCCUCGAUCAGUAUGGUGUUGCCCAGCGCCGCGUCCAGGCCCUCACUGCUGAGUAUGAGGAGGCUCGCUCUAACCUUGAGGGUGCUAUCCGUGGCCGCCGCUCCGCUGAGAUGCAGUAUGAGGAAUCCUCUGCUCGCAUCAAGGACCUCACUACUAUUAACAUCAACCUCACCAACGCUAAGGCUAAGCUCGAACAGGAACUUUGCGUCAUCGCCGGAGACUACGAUGAAGUCAGCAAGGAACUUAGGCUGUGCGAGGAGCGCCUGAGCAAGGUCAGCGUGGAACUGAAGCGCACCGUCGAGAUCCUCCACGAGGAACAGGAACGUUACGUCAAGAUCGAAUCCAUCAAGAAGUCUUUGGAAGUCGAAGUCAAAAACCUGAGCAUCCGCAUCGAGAGUGUCGAGGCCAAUUCUCUCGCCAACACCAAGAGGAUGAUCUCCAAGCUGGAGGCUAGGGUACACGACCUCGAGAUCGCCCUUGACGAGGAGCAGCGCCGCCACCAGGAAACCAUCAAGGUCCUGAGGAAGAAGGAGCGCAACGUGAAGGAGCUCGUCCUUCAGGUCGAGGAGGACCACAAGAACAUCCAGAUCCUGCAGGAGACCCUCGACAAGACCUACGAGAAGAUCAACGUCUACAAGCGCCAGCUGUGCGAACAGGAGUCCGUGUCCUCGACCAACCUGUCCCGCGUGCGCAGGUUCCAGAGAGAGCUGGAGGCCGCCGAGGAGCGCGCGGACGUCGCCGAGAGCAGCCUGUCCAUGAUCCGCGCCAAGCACCGCACCUUCGUCACCUGCCAGAGCACGGUGUUGCCCAGCGGCGAGACCGUCGUGGUAAAGGAGACCGUGACCCAGCAGUAAAGGCGUCCUUCGGUCCCCAAGCCGAUCGGCAGCGCCCCCCUCCUUCUCCUCCUUUGGCCCGCGUCGUCGCCAGGGGGAGCCCUUCUCUCUACUCCCUCGCGACGGCGUCCGCAAGCAAGAUGGUUUACAUCGUCUAUUUUCUUUUUAUCGUGAUAGACACUUUUUUUUUUCAAUUUGUCUCUCCUUCUAUCUUGAAGAUAUAGUAUUAAUCUAAGAGGAAAAAAAAAAAUAUUACUUUUAAAAGAAAUCUAAUUUAAAGGACUAACUUGUAAUAAAAAUGUAAGGCGAAUCUCAAGCUCCUUAGAUAAGGAAAGGAAACCAAACAAGAGAAGUGAAGAUAUGCCACACCAUCACAACAAUGUACUCAUUGUAUAUAUAAUUGGACGUAAUAAAAGAUUUGUCAUACACGAACGAACUGUCUCGAUGACGUCAUCCUCCCGUGCUGGGAUUGGGGGAAAGGAUAUACAAUGCGGAGGAAUUAUGCAAAUGAGUUUGGUCAUUUCUCUAUGGUGAUAAUGAUGAUGAAGAGUGACUAGGAGAACCGAUGGAUGAAGUCGUUGUUCCAGAGAUGAAUAAUAUUAUUCAUUCUUUUUUUCAUUUUACUUGGCUUUAUCUCUCUCUCUCUCUCUCUCUCUCUCUCUCUCUCUCUCUCUCUCUCUCUCUCUCUCUCUCUCUUCUCUCUCUCUCUCUCUCUCUCUCUCUCUCUCUCUCUGCUAUUUUUUUUAUUUUUUUAAUUUAUAUUCCUUACUGCCUUGGAUUGAUAUACUGAUUUUAGCAUUAUGUCUUCAUUGAUAUGAUUACGAUAUUAUCCUUAUUCUUAAGACUUUUAUCAGUUUAUAAUUUGCCUCGUUUUUAUCAUUCGUGAUAUUCAUUUUGACAUUCAGUUUUAUCUACACUUUCUUAAAUCAUUAUCAUCAUUAUUAUUAUCAUCAACAAUACCACCUAUCUUUCCUGCCUAAUCAUUCUUAUAUCCUUAUCAUCAUAAUUAAUAACCGGAUAAUUAUUACCAUCAAUUUCAAUAAACAUGAAGUGCCAACGUUUUCAUGUAAAAACAUCAUUGCAAGAUUAUCAUUAUUAUCAGUGCAAAGCAAAAUAACGUUUAUAAUGCACACAACACAAGAUAUCUAGGAAGAAUUACCUAAUAGAUGAAACCGUGUGAGUCUCUCAGGUAUAAUGCCUCUUCAUUCUAUUCUUCGCAUAAUGCUACAGUAAACUUGGGAUAAUACUUGAUGUAAAAUGUACAUAGAAUCAAGAUUAUGUGGACUGACAACCUCGCAAAUAAAAUGGAUAAGUUCCAUCCAGGCAAUGUGUUAACCUUGACCUCGAAAAAGAAAACUGAUUUAAAAAUGUGUGGAUAUGACAUUAACCCUUUUCUACUGCAGCUACCAGUGGGUUGGGAUGCCUUGAGCACUGACCUUACCCGGCUCUAUAUCCACACCAGGUCAGCCCAUCAAGUUAUUUCUCGUUUCUCCUGGCUGGGGUAUAAAAGGAGAGCUCGAGAACAUAACCCGGGUUUAAUGGCAUGAAGGAGGCAUCAUAAACGAGCGUGCGAGAGGAGACAGGAAAAAAAAUCCAAAUGGAAAUACUAGUUUAUAUUUUCUUUUGUCUUUUUUUUAAUUUCUAUUAUUUAGCAGGCCGUUUGGGUGCGUGUGUAUAUAUAUGGGUGUAUGUUGUUGGUGUUUCAAUGUGUAGUGUGGCUGGGAAAUAAAACACCAUCUUACCCACAACGCAACCCGAUUUUAAGCACUGGUGGAUGAGGUUCGUUCGCUCGAAACACUUGAUGCGUUCACGACUCUCGAGUGACAUGACUUCUCUAAUCUCUACAUUAUAUCUAUUCUAAGUGAUUGUGUCGUAUAUAUUUUCUUCCUUCUUUUCUUCACUUCGUUUACAUCAUUAUUUUCCAUUCGUGAUUCUAGAACGACGCUUGAGACCAUCUCGAAAGGCGUGUGUGUCUGAUUCAUUUCUUUAAACCUGUUUCGGAUCGACUGAAACACUUCCAUGCUAAAAAAGGGUUUCUCAUGCAUGGUCUUUGUGGCGCUUGAGUGUUGUCCUUGAAUUCGUUCGGAAAGUGGGUAAACAACUUUAUCUGUUUAUGCUCUUGCUCUGUUUAUAGAUAGUUCAUUCUUACCUCUUCUACUUUCCGCUCGCUUAGUUGUCUAUCAUGGUCUAAAUGCGUAUUCGAGACACAUUUGAAGAUGUCAUAUCGUUUUAUGAAUGGGCACCAAAGCGAAUUAUUUUCAACUGGGAAUUAGGUGAUGAACCCCAAACUUAUUUUUUUUUUAACUGUAUUUUAGGUCAUCCCACCCCUAUCCACUCAAAAAAAGAUAAAAAGCUAUUUAUUUCAGAAUAUGUUUUUAGUGUAAGGACGAUCAUUGACGCUGUUUAUACAUGGUAUGGCCGACGAAGACAGCAAAAGUGUGUUCCCGAUGUCUCUGAACUGAACCUAUUUUGCCAUGCCACAGACUAGUUCAUGGGGGACACACUUUUUCGUUUCUGUGGCGUUUUUCCGUCUGAUUUAUGUGUGUAAUGUAACGCUAUCAUAUUGGUCCUGUCGGAUCAAAAUCAAGCUGAGAAAGUCAAUAAAAGAGCUUGAUCUUA
Molecule: messenger RNA, 5467 nt
Organism: Penaeus chinensis
Lineage: Eukaryota; Metazoa; Arthropoda; Malacostraca; Decapoda; Penaeidae
Product: paramyosin, long form-like
Exons: 17
Coding region: 146-2869 (907 amino acids)
Cellular component (GO): myosin complex
Source: RefSeq, a predicted model, not a curated record